GGCAGCUCCACGUCGUGAUUAUCUUCCAUCAACGAAUGAACAUUCCUAGAAUGAAUGCAAGCGUAGCGAUCGACCAUCCCCAAACCCUUUCCCCGCAUAUCAUCACACGCUGGAUGGGAUCACAAAAUCUGGGGUUUAUGGUGCGGAUCGGCGUGCGCGAAACCGUAGUCCAGGGAACUAGCGGUAAAACAAACAGGCUAAUCAUAACCUCUAGGGCUUGGCCACGGAUGCAGAGAUUAGCAGGGUCUGGCCUGCUGGCAGUUGGUAGACACGGGAGUGAGAAUGGUUCGUGGCGUGCAUAGACCGCCACUUCCCUUUGUUGGUCUCGCUCUUGGCGGAGGUCAUGGACCCGUUGUCAAUGAGAUGCCGCCAACUUUGUUUCAUGGGGAGAAUGUUGUGCCAGAGCUUGUACAGUUGGUGCUAGGCCUGGUCAGACCGCCAUGCCCACGACGUAUAGAAUUGUCACUGCACUGUGUGGAACGGUGGUCUUUGACCUGUUCUGCGUGUUGGGAUACUGGCCAGGAGGCGUUUUGAGGUUGUACCAAUAAGAUGCCCAUUCGCUGGACUUUGGUCCUUUUUCUAGCAGGGAUUCCCA
This is a messenger RNA of Aspergillus pseudonomiae, 595 nucleotides long. RefSeq lists its product as uncharacterized. Lineage: Eukaryota; Fungi; Ascomycota; Eurotiomycetes; Eurotiales; Aspergillaceae. The record is from RefSeq and is a predicted model, not a curated record. The coding region runs from base 36 to 302 and encodes 88 amino acids. The transcript has a single exon.